Molecule: messenger RNA, 1159 nt
Organism: Sinocyclocheilus rhinocerous
Lineage: Eukaryota; Metazoa; Chordata; Actinopteri; Cypriniformes; Cyprinidae
Product: tRNA selenocysteine 1-associated protein 1-like
Exons: 9
Coding region: 216-1121 (301 amino acids)
Biological process (GO): selenocysteine incorporation
Cellular component (GO): nucleus
Molecular function (GO): tRNA binding
Source: RefSeq, a predicted model, not a curated record
UGGUUCUCGCCUCUAGAUGGCGCUGUGGGACAACAUGACUUUUUAUAAACACUUGCACGUGCUGUGAGUCUCUCAACUUAAAAAAAAUCAAAAAGAAGCGCCGGUUUGGAAAAAAAUAAAUUAAUAAUUCGACGGCAGUGUAAACACAUUCUACAAAAAAUUUAUAAAGAAACAGCAAAAAUCUCGAAUGAACCCAAAAAUCGUGCGAACGCAAAAUGAACAGCCUCUGGAUGGGCAACCUGGAGCCCUACAUGGAUGAAGAGUUCAUCUCCAGAGCUUUUGCUCAAAUGGGAGAAACAGUGAUGAGAGUCAGACUGAUCCGAGACAAAAUAACCGGGCACAAUGCAGGCUAUGGCUUCGUGGAGCUGAUGGAUGAGACAUCGGUAGAGCGAUGCCUCCGCAAAGUGAAUGGAAAACCUUUACCUGGUGCCACUCCUCCGAAGAGGUUCAAGUUGAGUCGUGCCUCCUACGGCAAACAUGACAGCUGCUCUACGUUCUCCCUCUUCGUGUCAGAUCUCACCCCAGACGUGGAUGAUGGCAUGCUGUAUGAGUUCUUUCAUUAUCAUUUUUCAUCCUGCUGCAGUGGGAAGAUAGUUCUGGACAGCAGUGGAUACUCAAAGUGCUGUGGCUUUGUGUGCUUUGAGAGCGAGAGAGAGCAGAGACGGGCUCUGGCAGAACUCCAGGGUGCCUCAGGACUCGGGAAGAAACCUUUACGCCUCAGUCUGGCUGCAAAUAAACUGAAGAAGAAAGAGUCGCCUGAGAACCAAAAUGAUCACCUCCAUGCAGAAAGCUACAACAGCCAUAAUUUGUAUUUGAACCAGUGCUAUUACCCACAGUACGCCAGCCAUUUGUCUACAUAUGACUGGAGCUAUGAUUACAGCUACUUAAACCCUUCCCAGGACAUCGCACAGGGCGAAGAGAUGGAAGAUGACGGCCUAGAGUAUCCAGACUCGGAGAUGAAUGUGAUGGAGGCAAAUGAGAGCUUUAUGGAGCAGAGUGAAGAACUGUACAGUGCUCUGAUGGGUUGCUUCUUCCAGCCCCCUGAGUCAUGGGACGGGGUCACCUGUAACGCUACAUGUCACCUGCCAGAGCCAGUUUAUCAGUAUGAGGAGAUGGACUGAGCAUAUUUGUUCAUAUUUACUUUUUGUUUAUAUUACAA